AUGAUCUAUGAUGUGACCACCAUGGUGAUGUUUGGCGGCCAGGAGUUGGAGGCGAUGCUUCGUCCCUGGCUAGGCAAGGAGGUCCGGGAUGCCAAGCUCGCUGACCUGCUGCGCUCUCGACACAAGAGCUUCAUCAUCGGCCAACUUGUUCAAGAAGCAUCAGGUGAGUCCAUGAGUCACCGGUCGGCCCGGAGAUCAGGCAAGAUGAAGUACAAGUUUACUGACCGCCGCAUGUACUCUAGCUCAAAAUAA
Molecule: messenger RNA, 252 nt
Organism: Parathielavia appendiculata
Lineage: Eukaryota; Fungi; Ascomycota; Sordariomycetes; Sordariales; Chaetomiaceae
Exons: 2
Coding region: 1-252 (83 amino acids)
Source: RefSeq, a predicted model, not a curated record